AUGGGCGAGGACGACGACAGUGACAACGAGCAGAAACCAAAUCCAGAAGAGGAAGACAAUGGAGCCGGAGAUGCCUCUGAAGCACCAAAACGAAAGCGCAAACGUAAGCGCAAGAAAAAGGGUACUGAAAAUGAAGGUGACGACGGACAGGAAGGGGAUGCCGUCGACCAGCAACACAGUCAAAACUCUGUCGAAUGUACAGUAUAUGUGGAGGGGAUACCAUUUGAAGCCAAGCCUGAUCAAGUGAAAGAAUUCUUUGCUUCCCAUGGUAUCGAAGAUGUGAAAGAAAUGAGAUUACCAACCUGGCAGGAUUCUGGGAGAUUGCGUGGUUAUGGGCACGUUUUGUUUGGCUCCGAAUCAUCCUUCAAGAAGGCUUUGGAGCUUUCUGGAAAGUAUUUACAGAAGCGAUACUUGACAAUCCAGGCUGCCAACGCUCCUAAAGGAGGAGGUGAUAACCGACCACGAGUUAGUCUUGAUCCACCACCAGAGGGUUGCGCUACACUCUUUGUCCACAACUUGCCCUACGGUGCCACCGAAGACGAAGUGUCUGAAGUAUUUGGCAAGCAUGGUGAUAUUGCAGAUGACGGCGUUCGCAUUGCUCGUAACUCUGUCACUCGUCAGUCGAAGGGUUUUGCCUACGUCGAAUUUCAAUCUGCCGACGAUGCCCAAAAGGUCAUGAAGGCAUGUGCGAAGCGUGCCUUCUCGGUAGGUGGGCGCAUGGUCCGCUUGGACUACGACACGGGGCGGAUGAAGGGAUCCUACCGAUCGCAAACCGGAAGGCUGUAUACCAAGGAACAGAGUGAAAAGCGACAGAAAACCAACUAA
Cylindrotheca closterium is the source of this 825-nucleotide messenger RNA. NCBI's taxonomy places the organism in Eukaryota, Bacillariophyta, Bacillariophyceae, Bacillariales, Bacillariaceae. The record is from the annotation of a GenBank genome assembly.